Messenger RNA from Panicum hallii, 2186 nucleotides. Its product is annotated as probable inorganic phosphate transporter 1-7. Bases 1 to 1755 code for a protein of 584 amino acids. Gene Ontology annotation, biological process: phosphate ion transport; transmembrane transport. Lineage: Eukaryota; Viridiplantae; Streptophyta; Magnoliopsida; Poales; Poaceae. The record is from RefSeq and is a predicted model, not a curated record. Gene Ontology annotation, cellular component: membrane. Gene Ontology annotation, molecular function: phosphate transmembrane transporter activity. The transcript has a single exon.
AUGAAGGACCCGGCGCCUAGAAUAUUCUCACUCCUUCCUCGCUAUACAUUGGCUGCGCCCGUUCUCUCCCCCCUCGAUCAGUUCACGCGUCGCCCUGUUUUCCAGAGAUUUACAAUCGACGAGGCACAGCGCCGGAGGAGAACCUCGAUUAUCGAUCGGGCAAUGGCGGGCGGGCAGAGCAACAUGCACGUGCUCUCGGCGCUGGACGGCGCCAAGACGCAGUGGUACCACUUCACGGCCAUCAUCGUCGCCGGCAUGGGCUUCUUCACCGACGCCUACGACCUCUUCUGCAUCUCCCUCGUCACCAAGCUCAUCGGCCGCGUCUACUACACCGUCGACGGCUCGCCCAACCCCGGCACCCUGCCGCCCGACGUCUCCGCGGCCGUCAACGGCGUGGCCUUUGUCGGCACGCUGUCCGGGCAGCUCUUCUUCGGGUGGCUCGGCGACAGGGUCGGCCGGAAGAGCGUCUACGGCGUCACGCUGCUGCUGAUGAUCAUCUGCUCCGUCGCGUCGGGGCUGUCGUUCGGCCACUCGCCGGCGGGCGUCAUGGCCACGCUCUGCUUCUUCCGCUUCUGGCUCGGGUUCGGCAUCGGCGGCGACUACCCGCUGUCCGCCACCAUCAUGUCCGAGUACGCCAACAAGCGGACGCGGGGCGCGUUCAUCGCCGCCGUGUUCGCGAUGCAGGGGUUCGGCAUCCUCGCCGGCGGCGCGGUCGCGAUCGGCAUCACCGCCAUCUUCAGAAGCCGGUUCCCGGCGCCCCCGUACGCCGUGGACCCCGCGGCGUCCACCCCGGCGCAGGCGGACCUGGUGUGGCGCAUCAUCCUCAUGUUCGGCGCGGUGCCCGCGGCGCUCACCUUCUACUGGCGGAUGAAGAUGCCGGAGACGGCGCGGUACACGGCGCUGGUGGCCAAGAACGCGGAGCGCGCCGCGGCCGACAUGUCCAGGGUGCUCCAGGUGGAGCUCGCCAAGGAGCAGGCUGAGGUGGCGACGCCGGCGUCCGGCUGCCCCAAGUGCAGCCGGCCGUUCGGGCUCUUCUCGUGGGAGUUCGCGCGGCGGCACGGGGCCCACCUGGUGGGCACGGCGUCGACGUGGCUCCUCCUGGACAUCGCCUACUACUCGCAGAACCUGUUCCAGAAGGACAUCUUCAGCGCGAUCGGGUGGAUCCCGGCGGCACGGACGAUGAGCGCGCUGGACGAGCUGUUCCACAUCGCGCGCGCGCAGACGCUGAUCGCGCUGUGCGGCACGGUGCCGGGAUACUGGUUCACGGUGGCCUUCAUCGACGUGCUGGGGCGGUUCAAGAUCCAGCUCGCGGGGUUCCUGAUGAUGGCGGCCUUCAUGCUGGGCCUGGCGAUCCCGUACGAGCACUGGACGGCGCCGGGCAACCAGACGGGGUUCGUGGUGAUGUACGCCUUCACCUUCUUCUUCGCCAACUUCGGGCCCAACGCGACGACCUUCAUCGUGCCGGCGGAGAUCUACCCGGCGCGGCUCCGCGCGACGUGCCACGGCAUCUCGGCGGCGGCGGGGAAGGUGGGCGCCAUCAUCGGCUCGUUCGGGUUCCUGUACCUGGCGCAGAGCCCGGACCCGGCCAAGACGGCGCACGGGUACCCGGCGGGCAUCGGCGUGCGCAAGUCGCUGUUCGUGCUCGCCGGCUGCAGCCUCGCUGGGUUCAUGCUCACGUUCCUGGUGCCGGAGCCCAAGGGGAAGUCGCUGGAGGAGAUGUCGCGCGAGAACGAGACGGGCGCCGCCGAGCCAUAGGGCCGAUGACCCAAUGGUGUACUAGCUAGAGCGGGGAUUUUGGUUGGUUGGCGCGUGCAUUGGAGUAGGAGAGCUACUAGUUCAGUAGCCGUGUGACGUGUCCUAUGGCUGGAAUAAGUUGUGUGAGCUCAAUGGCUCAUUGAGAAGGAUCGAAUCCAAGAGCAGGUGCGGCUACACGGCCUACACCUACACCGGAGGAGUUCGUUGUGUGCCCGCGGGCGCCACGGGCUGCUUCAAGAUUUUGCGGAUCUCCUCCUUUUUUUUUCGUUUGAGGAAAUCUCCUCCUCCUAUUGUGCUUUGUACACGCCGCAUGGCCCAUUGGCCCAAGGCCAGGGGAAAUUCUGGGGCCUUUCCUGGGCUUCCAAUUGCAGCAAACUAGUGUACGUGCAACAGAAGUCAGGCCCAUUGAAUGCGGAACUAGGUCCAUUUCA